Bactrocera tryoni is the source of this 753-nucleotide messenger RNA. RefSeq lists its product as uncharacterized. The coding region runs from base 1 to 753 and encodes 250 amino acids. The transcript has 2 exons. Lineage: Eukaryota; Metazoa; Arthropoda; Insecta; Diptera; Tephritidae. The record is from RefSeq and is a predicted model, not a curated record.
AUGGAAACACAUAAAACAGAACAAGCAACCACAUCGGCAGUGUCAAUAGAAGCUGCAGCAAAUCAAACUCCAUCUGCUGCAACACGUCACUUGCCACAUAACAAUCCAACUUUUCAAUUACCACUAUCGGAAGCACUAAAAGAAGCAGCGAGAAUCCAGGAGUUCCGAGGAGAUAAUACAUACGACGUCACAUCAUUUAUUAAUGAAGUCGAACUUUUCAUCGACUUGUUUGCCGGUACCAACGUGGAGGAGUAUUUUUAUAAGCGGCACGUCCAAAAAAAAAUUCAAGGAGAAGCAGCUAACACAAUUAGAGCCCUCGACAAUCCAAGCUGGACAGAAACAAAACAAGAACUCCUGAGGAAUUUUGGAGUUCGCGAAUCGUAUCAUCAACUGUACCACAAGGCGCUGAACGUAAGAAAUUAUAAUGGGCAAUGGACAUCAACAGGUAUAUUAAUCCUGAUGAUAAUACCACUAGUAAUGUCAACAUUAAUAAUCCAACCCAUCAACGAAAACCAUAAUGGAUAUGUCGAAAUAAAAUUAACUGAUGUACAACUAAUUGCGGACUAUACAACUAUACUACAUAUUAUAGAUCUUACUGAAACCGAAAAGACAAUAGAAAACCUCCAAGAAAACGUAGAACAACUUAAAAUAAUAGAUAAUAAGGAACUUCUCUUAUCAGAAAUAAAGAAAGCUAGGACUAGACUACAUACCCUCCAGAUAAACAAAAUAAAAGAGGUCUACUCAACAUCGUAG